Messenger RNA from Erigeron canadensis, 2437 nucleotides. RefSeq names its product calmodulin-binding receptor kinase CaMRLK. The record is from RefSeq and is a predicted model, not a curated record. Gene Ontology annotation, biological process: protein phosphorylation. Gene Ontology annotation, molecular function: ATP binding; protein kinase activity; protein binding. The transcript is spliced from 2 exons. NCBI's taxonomy places the organism in Eukaryota, Viridiplantae, Streptophyta, Magnoliopsida, Asterales, Asteraceae. The coding region runs from base 228 to 2264 and encodes 678 amino acids.
UUUGGACAAAACCAAAUUCUCAAUCCAAACUUCUCCAACUCUCCCACUAUUUCAACUCCACUUCCCUCCUAUUCUCUCACCUCUUUAAACUCACUUCAAUUCAACUUCAUCCCCCCACAAACCACAAACAAAAAAAUUCUUUCAAAUAAACCUCUUUAAUUAUUCGAUAUGAAAUCAAGAACAAGAAUGAAUCUUUUUUCAUAACACUUCAAACCCAGAAAGAAAAAAUGAAUCUUUUAUCAUAUUUUAUCAAAUUAGUCCUACUCACUACCUUAUUCACCUUAUCACAAUCAAAAAACUGCAACAACACUGACCAUAUCCUUAUCUCAAAGGCUUUUGCAUCUAUUUCCAACUUCAACAUAUCAUGGUUUCACUGCUCAAAUUUAUCAAUCUCAGAAAUCAACUUACCUUCAAAAAACCUCACUGGCUCUAUUUCAUGGAACUACUUAAAAAACUUAACUCAUCUUCAUACAAUCAACCUCUCCAACAACUCUCUUAAAGGCUACAUCCCAUCAUGGUUUUGGUCAACUCCAAGUUUGACCCAAGUCAACUUAGCAAACAACAAACUUGGUGGCACAAUUGGGUUUGAAUCAGGGUCAGGUUUAUCUUCAAUCCAAAUCCUAAAUCUUUCUUUUAAUAGGUUUACUAACUUAGCCCAUCUAUCAAAUUUCUCAAACCUUUCUUUUCUUGAUAUGUCACACAACAAUUUACAUCUUUUACCAUUUGGUCUUAACUCACUUACAAAAUUACAACACCUUGAUCUUUCGAGUUGUAACAUUUCUAGUCCUUCUAAACCAAUCUCAAAUUUAAAUUCACUAGAGUAUUUAGAUAUUUCAAAUAAUCACAUGAGUGGCAUAUUUCCAAAAGAUUUCCCUUCACUUACCAAAAUAAAUUUUUUAAAUAUAUCUUUUAAUAACUUCACUGGUUCAUUACCUUAUGAAAAUGUCCAAAAAUUUGGUAACAAAUCUUUUAUCAAUUCUGGCAUGUUAAUCAAAAUUCCAAAUAUAACAAAAAAUCAUACUACCCAUCAUACACCAAAAAUGUCAUCACAUAUCAAACCACCCAAUAAUCUUUCUAAUCAUAGUAGCCCAAAAAAUCCUAAACUGGUUACAAAAGUGAAAAAACCCGGUUCAAAAAAAAGGACGGUUUUUAUAAUAAUGAUCUCUUUAGCAUCAUUUUUGGUUUUGUUAUCAAUGGUUACAUGUAUAUAUUGCAUGGCUAAAAAAAGAAAAAUGACCAAAAGAAACAAAUGGGCUAUAUCUAAACCGGUUAAUAACCAAAACCAACCAUUUAAGAUAGAAAAAUCCGGUCCAUUUUCAUUUGAAACAGAGUCCGGUUCAUCAUGGGUAGUGGAUGUACGUGAACCAUCAAGUGCACCAGUAGUAAUGUUUGAGAAGCCUUUGAUGAGUUUUACAUUUAAGGAUUUGAUGGGUGCCACGUCACAGUUUGGGAAAGAAUCCUUGUUGGCAGAAGGAAGGUGUGGGCCAGUGUAUAGAGCUGUGUUGCCAGGUGAGAUCCACGUGGCAGUCAAAGUGUUGGAGAAUGCUAGAGGGAUGAGUCAUCAUGAAGCUGUUUGUAUGUUUGAAGAGCUUUCGAAACUUAAACAUCCAAAUUUGUUGCCUAUUUCUGGUUACUGCAUUGCAGGUAAAGAAAAACUCGUCUUGUAUGAGUUUAUGGCCAACGGUGAUCUUCAUCGUUGGCUACAAGAACUACCAACUGGCAAAACUGACAUCGAAGAUUGGAGCACUGACACAUGGGAACACCCCGUUGACUCAUCAUCACCAGAAAAAAUGGAAUGGCGGACACGUCACAACAUUGCAGUCGGUAUAGCUCGUGGCCUAGCCUAUCUUCACCAUGCGCAAUCGACGCCAAUAGUACACGGCCACUUGGUCCCAUCCAACAUUCUCCUAUCUGAUAACCUAGAUCCACGAAUAGCUGACAUCGGUUUGACUCGUGACCGAGUCAACCCACAAACCACCGACUCCGAUGUGUACAGUUUCGGAGUCGUUUUAAUAGAGUUGUUAACGGGUGAAACAGGGUCGGAUGAAACAGUAUCAAAAGCGCGGAAAUUGGUUAGAGAAGGAAGAGGGGUCGAUGCGUUGGACUCGAGGUUGCGACUCGGUGACAAUUCAGUGAGUGAGAUGGUUGAGUGUCUCCGAGUUGGGUAUUUGUGUACAGCCGAGACACCUGGGAAAAGACCAACAAUGCAACAAGUUUUAGGCAUGUUGAAAGACAUACAUCCCAUCACUGUGGAGUUUAACUGACCCUCUUUUACUUUUUAACUGUGUUAUGUCACAACUUUAAGCCAACUUUUAUUGUGGAAAUCACCACAAUCCAGAGGUAAUAUUAUUACUGAACCAUAGAAAGCUUGUGUUUUGUUGGGUUGUAUAUUGUAUCAUUGUGUAUGUAAUUUUUGUAAGAGUUUUUGGAUCUGGUC